UGACGAACAAUGUAUUUGAAUAUUCUCUCAUCGUCAAUGAUGACAUCACUAGUGCAGAGUUUGGAGCAUACAUAUUCAGUGUCGAAUAUAAUGACAGAAGACAAGAUUUCAUGGUUCUUUCGUCCAUACCGGAUACUCCAGAAACGAGUCUUCCUCUGGUUGUUGGUUCUUCAGUCGCGUCUGUGAUUGUAACUCUGGGUAUAAUUGCUGGUCUGAUACUUUCACGACUCAACCGGCUCAGAGACUACUGGCACUUAAGGUUUCGAUCGUACAUCACACCCAUGCAGAACAUGCCAGAACAUAUCGAUGAUGGAGAGUAUGCUGAAAUCGAUGAUGCUGAUUUAACUGGACUGGGCGCAGGCAACAUUGUGAACCUGUUGUGGAUGUCCCGGAUGAUAACAACAUGCGCAGGCGGGAGAGGCAGCAGAUGGAAGGUGAGGAUGAUGACUAUGAAGAGGUGAGACCACUGAAAGCUACUAACAGAGAGGAACCGACGUCAGAGCAAGAAAGGGGAGCUGGAAUGCAGCAGUCUGACAAGAAUAUUAAGGAUGACAUUGAGGAGGACAUGAUCAUGGCAUUACGUGCCUCCCGUACUGAUUCAGAACCUAGGAUUGCUGUUGUUGGUUGGUCGGCUGAAGGAGGAGAAUCUGGAAAUAGGGCAGCAGCGACUAUAAAUCUGUUUGCGGAAACAAUCUUCACGACUCAAGAACCAGAUGAAACAGACACUGACAAGUUACCCACGGUCAGUGGAAUGUAUGCUGGAAUAGAUGGGAUAACAGCAAUUAAGGCAGAAGAAGAUGAUCCCUUGGAGGAAGGAAGAGAGGAUUAUGUUGAAAGUGAACCUCUUGAUUUGCCUUGCAACAGAUAUGAGUGAGUGAUGCCGCACCAACCUCGAGAUACUUACACAGCCUUGGACAAUGAUGAUGAUAUUACGCAUGAUAAGUAUUCAAAUAUGUGUCACAAGUACUGUGUAAAACCCCUAAAAAGAGGGACAAUUACCCAAACAAAUUUCAAAUAUGACAACACUAGUAAUUUGUCAUCGGCAAUGCGCAAUGUAAACACACUUCCGUCAGUGUACGUCCUGUGUAUGGCCGUCUUGUUGAAACAUCUACGGUACACAGUCGAUUCCUGUUGGUCUCUGUUGACACUCUACCACUGAAGAACUGCCUUCUUGUGGAGGUUGAACUUACACAUUUGUUGCGGAGAUGACUGCCCUGAUUUGCCCAUAAUCUUAGUGAGACGUCACACGUGGCGACCCAGGCCUUGGUCGAUUGCAGCGAUGCCCGUAUGUUGCUCAAGGGUCUUCAGACUGUGUAUUGUAUGACGACUUCAGCCCAGGGAUCGUGCAACUGCUUGAGCGGAUCGUCCAGCAUUAGCCCUGCUCAUGGCAUUCUCACGCUUAUGAUUUGUGUCUCGAAGUAUAUUUUGAAUUUAAUUUCUGAUUAAACUUGUAAUAUUAGAUGCGAUUUCCUGUUUAGCAAUGUCUGUGCGCUUGCAUUGACCAUUGCAUUAGUUGCUACGUUGCCCAAAUGACGCGCUGCAAGUGAUUAUUUUGCUUCAUGCUUUUAUUUUACAUCAUGGAUAAAUUAUGUACCUCAGCAGCCUACAUUUUAAUUGCCGUGUGUAUAGCACAACAUGACUACAAAUUAAUUAAUACCAAUAAUAUGGGUGUCAGGUUUCUAAUGUUGUUGAACGAAAUUUGCUCUGACAUUCAGAUCAGCCCGAAGUGUUUAACCCUGUUGGUGUACCUGCUUAGCUGUCACUACUUGACUUAUAAAGCAUAAUGUUUGCGCAUUAUUUACAUGGAGCAAAUGUGUGCAUUUUGCGUUAAUUGUACAUAUUGCGAGGAGUAUAAACCAACUAUCACUUGUAUGAAAGAAUUGUUUACGUUUUGUGAGCAUCCAUGGAAGGACAACGCUCUCACAUUGUUUAAAAUCGCGUAAGAAAUCAAUGGCACCUGUACCUCGAUAAACCUGCGUCACGUUUGUGGAGCUGAGGCAUGACGGGUACUCUGCCAUGUGUUACAAGUACUUCGUGUGAAUAUGUAUGAGAUGGGUACACACACGUGUAUCACUGUGUCUUUUUGUAAUGAGUGCUUUGCUAUAAGGCCCAGACAGUUAAUCAUUUGUAUAUUAACCUGUAAUGGUGUCAGUAUAUAUUUAAUUUAUAUGUUUGUGUUGGUUUAUUAUAAACUGUAUAAAAUGUACACAGCUUAAUGCUAAAUACCGAUUGUAUUGAUGCUAUUGUGGUAUAACCAGCAAUUAGCAGUGUGUCGCUUGUUACAAGCACUUAAAAAGAUCAGGAGAGGAGAAUGCAUACAGUUAUCUCUCCGUCUUUUUUUGUAGAUCGAAUGCUUUUAGCUAUUUAUGCUGUCAGUAUAUAUUUUAUAUAUAUGUUAGUGUUGAUUUAUUAUAAACUGUAUAAAAUUUACACAGAUUAUGUGCCACAUACUGAUCGUAUUGAUGCCAUUGUGGUACAACCAGCAAUUAUCAGUUUGCGGUUUGUUACAAGCACUUAGAAAGAUCAGUAGAGAAGAAUGCAUACAGUUAUCUCUCCGUAUUUUUUGUAGACCGGGUGCUUUGUGCUAUUUGUUUAGGUAUAUUGCAGAUGUUUUAUUUCUUCAAAUAUUAAUUAGGUUAGCAUUAAUUACAACUCUUCAUGUAUGUGUCUUAACAUAAUGGAAAUAUGCUACUAAACCCUGAAAGCUGUUAUAAGUAAACUGUACAAAUUGUCUAUAAUACUCUACAUUAUGAUUUUUUUACUGUCAAUUGUCAACAGAUUUUUUUCUAGUCUAAUACUGGUAGCAAAUACACUGUAUAUAUUUCUUGAGAUGAAUUACUGUAAAUUUUCGACAGGUUUUUAUAACCUUAACAUAUUCCUUGCUAUUAUACAAAUUGUUCUCAAUUACAUGGAACGUGGUAUUCCGCAUUCAUGAUCCGGAGCGUUACGUGUGUAUCACUGACACUCAAAUGUUCACACGAACUGUUCAGCAUGGUACUCGGGGCAAGCUCUCGAUAAUCUGAGUUUGUGAAAGAAGUAUAAGCUUAAUUCAGAAAAUAUUACAACAAUGUAGUGAAAAUUUCACUUACUCAUUAUUCGUCAUAAACACGCCGGCGAUUUUGAUUAGUGUAAAAUAUCGUUUUACUAUUUUUUUACAGAUAUUUGUACAUAUAACUUGUACAUAUAAUGACAUUUAUUUGAUAAGAUUAUUACGUGAUAGUUCCCACAUAGAAGUACCACAAAGCCUUAAAUAAUCAGUGGGAGAAUGACUUUGGUCUCAAGUUAAACAUUCUGUUUCCACUUUAGACGACUGGGAAACACUUGUAACGCUGCGAGUACGGGUCUGUUUCAUGAUGAGAAAGAUUUCUGUUUGCAUUUACAUUACAUUUAGCAUUUGUUUCAGCUUCUUUUCAACUAUUUAUUAUGAAUAAAUAAACUAAACGGC
Molecule: messenger RNA, 3445 nt
Organism: Haliotis rubra (blacklip abalone)
Lineage: Eukaryota; Metazoa; Mollusca; Gastropoda; Lepetellida; Haliotidae
Exons: 4
Coding region: 111-461 (116 amino acids)
Source: RefSeq, a predicted model, not a curated record